GCUAUUAGCAAUUUAUUUCAAUUGUUAAGGAAAAUAUGGGACAAGUGCAGAGCGAAGCCAUUGACAACCGAUCUCAAAUUGAUUCAUUAAAGGCAUCGAAAGCCACCUCUGCUGAUGAAUCUCCGCCGCAAUCUCUUGAUUCUUUGAUUGCUGAAGCUGCAGCAUAUGGUGAAGAUGGUGAGAAUGAGUCCAUUGACGAUAAAGCUCAGAAAGCCCUAGAAUGCCCUUGCAUUGCUCAUUUACUGAGUGGACCCUGUGGCAACCAGUUUUCAGAUGCUUUCCUCUGUUUUCUCAAGAGCACGGCUGAAGAAAAGGGCUCUGACUGCGUUAGUCCCUUUGUCGCUCUUCAGAGUUGUAUCAAGGCAAAUCCUAAUGCAUUUUCAAAGGACAUCCUGGAGGACGAUGAUAAUACCAGGAAACAAGAUGAAGUCAAGAAGGAGGAAACACCUAAACAAGAAUACAGAAUCAUCCCCCCCAUUUGGUCUGUAGAAUCAAAGGGCUCUAAGCGUAAGGCGUAGAAAGUCUCACCUUUUUCUUUGUUCGUUUUUGGUCCUUUCUAGGAAGCUGGAGUGGUAUAACACUACUGCACUAAGUAGCAGUGUAUUGAAAAACUUUUCUCGUUGUGAUUUACAUGAUCAGACUUUUGAAGUUUAUUAAGCUGGAAUUGUAGAGACUACUAGGCCAUAGCUUUACUGGUUAUUGUUAUUGCUUUUCCGUCUAUUUUCUGGCUCUUAGAAUGCUGUUAUUAAGCUGGAAUUGUAGAGACUACUAGGCCAUAGCUUUAGGAUGCUCUUAGGAUAAAAUUUCAGUCUUCUUGAGCCGAGGGUCUAUCGGAAACAGCCUCCCUACUCCCUCGGGGUAGGGAUAAGGUCUGCGUACACACUACCCUCCCCAGACCCCACUUGUGAAAUUUUACUGGGUUGUUGUUGUUGUUAUACACAAAGAUAACUUGCUUAUUUGGCUAGCAAAAGUUUGGAUGGAUUCAGUUUC
Nicotiana tabacum (common tobacco) is the source of this 990-nucleotide messenger RNA. Lineage: Eukaryota; Viridiplantae; Streptophyta; Magnoliopsida; Solanales; Solanaceae. The record is from RefSeq and is a predicted model, not a curated record.